AUGACAAUUACCAAAGCGACAAUGAAUGACCUUUACAGUUCCCCUUACCUUGUCGACUACUACGACCUGGUCGCUCCAAAUUCAGAUUCCAUCGACGAUGCUUCAUUUUACUGGAAAGUUUAUCAAGAACUCCGAUCUCCCCUGCUCAAACCCCCCAGAGAGCCGUUCAUAAUCAUGGAUCUCGGCACUGGCACCGGCCGCGUUAUCCAAGGACUUUCAAACAGUGCGGCUAUGAUCGGGGAUAACUUCUUCAACACCAAAGUACUGGGGGUGGACAAUGCGCAGCACAUGUUGGAUAAGGCUGCCCAGAAUAUCGAUCCUCUCUUCAAAGAGCAUGUUUCCUGGAUGUUGGGGUCUGCACUUGAUCUAGAGAGCGUGAUGGCUCAAAGUGGAUAUGACAAGGUUGAUCUGUUGAUAUUCUCUAUUGGAUCCAUCAGCCAUUUGUCUGAGAAGGGUCAGCCAGAGAAAUUCUUGGAGCAAGUCUCAAAGGUGCUUGCUCCUGGUACUGGACGCGCCUACAUUUCCAUUUACGAUGGCUCGCUCCUUCAAAAGAGUGAGCAAAUCGCCUUCCAUCAACCGAAGGGAGUCACGGAAAUCAAGAGUCACAUAUUUCCGAACAUAAUGUAUCGGGAAUUCAACCAUCGGGGGGACAUUCAAGACAGGGUCAAAGAUGUGAAAUUCGAGCUACAGGUGGUAGAACAGACGGAGCUAGGAGAUCAGGUCCUGGAGACAAACAACAUUUCCAUGAAAAUGAGGCAGUGGGAUGAAGAUGAGCUGGUUCCGAUGUCCUCUGAGGCUGGUCUCAAUUUUGUCGAGAAGGCCAGGGGGAAGCAUGAGACAUUCUAUGUAUUUUCAACUUCGGCGUAG
Messenger RNA from Penicillium salamii, 867 nucleotides. The record is from the annotation of a GenBank genome assembly. NCBI's taxonomy places the organism in Eukaryota, Fungi, Ascomycota, Eurotiomycetes, Eurotiales, Aspergillaceae.